CUCGCCCACAACGAGCUCGCAGUCUUGUUGAUACAGCCGCAUUCUUUCAGUCCCCCCUUUCCCCACUAAUUUUGGGACUUUGGGGAAUUGUAAAAGUCCUUCCCUCCCGACGUCUGUAUGAAAACCUGUGGUAGCUCUCGCCACCUCCCACUUCCACCCUCGCAGACUGAGUGUUUCACAUCAGGCAGCAAUCAGCCCCGGCUCAGCUUGCAGACUUAAAUCGUGCAGCGGAUGUCUUGCUACACAGGGUUUGGUCCUAUGAAAAUGUCUUUUUUGCCAUGUUAAUAGCUCAGCUAUUAACUGAGAAGGAAAGUGCCCGGCUGUGCUGGACAAACAUAGGCUGAGAUCCUUCAGAAAUCUGCACCAUCCCAUCUAAAUCAGACAUGGGGCAAGUCUACUAUGUCAGUAAAAAAGUGGGCCUUGGGAUGCUUGUGCUAGCGGCCUGCGCGCUGGCUACAAUUAUAGCUCUUUCCGUCGCCUAUGACAAGGAAAAGGCCAAGAAUCAAGGAAGGCCUGCAGGUGGAGAGACAGAUGGCACCAAUACUCCCACGCCUCCAACCACCCCCUUCACCCCAAAGGAGCCCUGGGACCACUACAGACUUCCAGACUCCCUCAUCCCCGUUUCUUACAGUGUGAACUUGUGGCCCCGGUUGGAGCCCAAUGCACAGGGCCUGUACAUCUUCACUGGGCGUUCAACGGUGAUCUUCAGAUGCGUGAAGGAAACAGACCUCAUCAUCAUCCACUCCAACAAGCUGAACCUAACUACCUUCGACGGGCACUAUGCUAAACUGAGUGGCCUGAGUGAAGCCUAUGUGCCCGGCAUACAGAAGACUUGGCUUGUGGUGCAGACUGAGUAUCUGGUUAUUAAGCUGCAGAGCAGACUAACAGCCGGAGCAUCCUAUUUACUCCAAACUGAAUUUCUUGGGGAGCUGGCAGACGACCUGCAAGGCUUCUACCGGAGCGAAUACACACAGGACGGUGUGAAGAAAGUUGUCGCCACGUCGCAGAUGCAAGCAACGUAUGCUAGGAAAUCCUUUCCCUGCUUUGACGAACCGGCCAUGAAAGCCGUCUUCAAUGUCACAAUCAUCCACGACCGAAGCCUGGUGGCUCUGUCCAAUGGCAUGGAAACUGGCAUGUCAGACUCUGUCAUUGAUGGGGUGCCUGUCAGAGUUACUAAGUUUGAGCCCACAGAGAGAAUGUCCACAUAUCUACUGGCAUUUAUCGUCAGUGACUUUAGUUACAUUAGCUCAACCCAAAAUAAUGUGUUGAUACGAAUCUGGGCUAAAAGAAAGGCCAUAACUGACGGGCAGGGGAGUUAUGCUCUUAACUUUACUGGACCGAUCCUGAAGUUCUAUGAGCGCUACUACAACACAUCAUAUCCUCUCUCCAAGUCAGAUCAGAUAGCUCUGCCCGAUUUCAAUUCCGGAGCAAUGGAGAACUGGGGUCUGAUCACGUACAGGGAAACGGCCCUGCUCUAUGACCCUGUCCUUUCCUCCACUGGAAACAAAGAGAGGGUCCUCACUGUCAUCGCCCAUGAACUUGCACACAUGUGGUUUGGCAACCUGGUGACUCUGCGUUGGUGGAAUGACCUGUGGCUGAACGAGGGCUUUGCUUCCUAUGUGGAGUACCUCGGAGCUGACCACGCUGAGCCCACCUGGAACAUUAAAGACCUUAUCAUCCUGUAUGACAUGCAAAAGGUGUUCGCGGUGGACGCCCUGGCCUCCUCUCACCCGCUCUCCCGCAGAGAAGAGGAGGUCAAUACUCCUGCUCAGAUCAGUGAGAUGUUCAACACCAUCUCUUACAGCAAGGGCGCGGCAGUUCUCAGGAUGCUGUCAGAGUUUCUCACUGAGCCUGUGUUUGCCAGAGGGCUCAGUUCCUACCUAAAGACAUUUGCCUUCAGCAACUCGGUGUACACAGAGCUGUGGUACCAUCUCCAACAGGCAGUUGAAAACACACAAGGUGUGCAGAUUCCCCACACUGUCGAAAACAUCAUGAACCGCUGGACUCUCCAGAUGGGCUUCCCAGUGGUCACUAUUGACACCCGGACAGGAAGUGUCACGCAGAAACACUUCCUGUUGGACCCAGACUCUGUUGUUGAAAAACCCUCUCAGUUCAAUUACACAUGGUUUGUCCCUAUUAAAUGGAUGAAGACAGGUGUGGAACAACAACAGUACUGGCUCCUUCAAAAGAAAGACACCCACAGUGAGAUGAGAGUGAUCGGAGCAGACUGGGUGUUGGCAAACACAAAUGUAUCCGGAUACUUCAGGGUGAACUACGACCAUGACAACUGGAAUCGUCUCCUCUCCCUGCUCGACACUAACCAUCCGGUUUUACCUGUCAUCAACAGAGCACAGAUCAUAGAUGAUGCUUUUAACCUAGCAAGAGCCAAAAUAAUAGAUACAACAUUAGCACUGAGAACUACCAAAUACCUGGCCAAGGAGAGAGAUUAUAUCCCUUGGGAGUCGGCUUUGAGGAACCUCGACUACUACAUUCUCAUGUUUGACCGCACUGAGGUCUAUGGAGCAUUGCAGGCAUACCUCAAGAAACAAAUACAGCCGCUUUUUGAGUAUUUCAAGGAAAUGACAGUCAACUGGUCCAGAGUACCUCAAGGACACACUGACCAGUAUAAUGAAAUCAAUGCGAUUGGGAUAGCCUGCAAUACAGGUGUAGAUGGCUGCAGGGAGCUGAUCCAAAGAUGGUACAGACAGUGGAUGGCAAAUCCAGACAACAAUCCGAUCCAUCCCAACCUAAAAAGCACAGUUUACUGCAGAGCCAUAGCCUUCGGCGGUGUGGAGGAGUGGGACUUUGCCUGGAGUAUGUUCAAGAAUGCCACCCUUGCAUCUGAAGCCUCCAGGCUCAGGUCGGCCAUGGCCUGCACCAAACUGCCUUGGCUUUUGAACAGGUAUCUGGGGUACACUCUGGACACGACUAAGAUCCGCAAGCAAGAUGCCAUCUCUACUAUCCAGUAUAUUGCCAGGAAUGUUGUAGGAAUGCCUCUGGCCUGGAACUUCGUCAGAGAGAGAUGGGAUUACAUUUUCCAACAGUAUGGAAAGGGAUCGUUUUCCUUCACUAAUCUCAUCAACGGAAUCACAAAGAGAUUCUCUACGGAGUUUGAGCUGCAGGAGCUGAAGAAAUUCAAAGAAGACAACCUCCAUGUUGGCUUUGGCUCAGCCACCCUGGCCUUGGAGCAGGCUAUUGAGAAGACCACAGCCAACAUCAAAUGGUUGAAGGAGAACCAACCUGAAGUGCUGAGGUGGCUAAUCGAGGAGUCCACAUGAGAAUAAAGAAGGUCAAAACUGACACUUUUAUUUUCUGCACCAUCAGGGAUACGAAACGAAUGGCAAUCACUAUGAUUAUUAUUACGUCGUCUCUGGACAUCAGCUUCAUUGAAGUGGAAGACAGUGUAUUUUUAUUUUCUUAAUACUGCAUUAUAAACUCAUGCAUUUAUACUUUAAAAAUGAUGCCUCGGUGCACUUCAGCUUCAAAGGUCAUUGGCAAAAAAUAUCUACAACUGGCUAAAAAACACUGUGACUGUCAGCUCUGAUCAUGAUGUGACGUGGACCAUGCCCUCUGAGCUACGUAUUGCAUUUUAAAUUGAAAAAUAUCUCUCACAUGCACGUGAUUAUCUGCUAAUGUGAAAGGACUGCGCGUUAGUCUUCGUCUACGAUGGUUUGAUUUUUUUCUGGUAGCUUUUUCCAUGUCUGCAAUUCAAAACUCUGUAAAUGAACUAAUAGAGAUAUUAAUUAAUAAAGUCAGGUCAAGUCAUUCCUA
Messenger RNA from Mugil cephalus (flathead mullet), 3771 nucleotides. Its product is annotated as aminopeptidase N-like. Gene Ontology annotation, molecular function: zinc ion binding; peptide binding; metalloaminopeptidase activity. Gene Ontology annotation, cellular component: cytoplasm. The transcript is spliced from 21 exons. Gene Ontology annotation, biological process: peptide catabolic process; proteolysis. NCBI's taxonomy places the organism in Eukaryota, Metazoa, Chordata, Actinopteri, Mugiliformes, Mugilidae. Bases 384 to 3278 code for a protein of 964 amino acids. The record is from RefSeq and is a predicted model, not a curated record.